AAAAAAAAAAAAAAACAAAAACGUCAAACGAAAAUGUCAUCGUGAUUGUUCUUUUCCCCCGUUUUUCGGACCAAAAUAUUUUCUUCUGCUUUCAUUCAGAAUUCCUACAUGCUGCCUACUAAACCAGCUGUAGUAAAUGUGGGGUCUUAAGGACAUCAUCAUCAAAAUUUUUAUUGCAACCAACAAAAUUCUACAAAAUUAAAAAAAAAAAAGACAAAAAUUUAAGAUUUAAUGCAGCUAAAAAUCCAUCCAAAUAAAAACAAAAACAAAAAUCAAACCAAUCCAAUUUAGUGUAAUUAAUAAAAUGAAAUGAAAUUUUCCUGGCUCAGCGAUAGUGGAUCCGGUGGAAGUAGUUUAAGCAGUAGCACAACAGAUCUGGGCACACUUCUGAACGAUUUUUCUAUCAAGUCAAUUUAUUCGUUUGUUUUAGCUACAUCAACAGAAGCCCUGGAGCACAUUAUCUACCUUAUUUUGGUGUACUUGUUAGUAUGCCUGUCAUUAUACAAAUUAACAUUUCUCGAGACUGGCAGUCGUUUCUUGCGAUUGUUGAAAGUCGUCAAAAGUAUUCGUUUGCCUAGCCAACCGAGUGGCAAUAAACGUGUGCUGUUUGUCACCUCACAUCCAGAUGAUGAAUGCAUGUUCUUUGGGCCACUUAUUUUAGCCUUAACCAAACGCUUGGACUGCCAACCUUAUGUUCUCUGUUUGUCCAAUGGUAAUUUUGAGAAACUAGGCAAUGUGAGACGUGAUGAGUUAUGGAGUUCAUGUCAACUGCUUGGUAUUCCUGCUUCAAAUGUUAUUCUUGUGAAUGCAACUCAUUUGCAAGAUGAUCCAAAUAUCGAAUGGAAAACUGAAUCGAUAGCUGCUUUAGUCUUGAAUACCGUUGAGAGUCUUGAUAUUCAAGCGAUAUUCACAUUUGAUCGGGAUGGAGUUAGUCACCAUCCCAAUCAUUGUGCCGUGUAUUAUGCUACGGCCUCAUUAUGUUUAGCAAAUUUAUUACCCAAAGAUUGUAAAUUUUACACCCUUGACUCUGUAAAUAUUUUAAGAAAAUAUUUAUCUAUUUUUGAUUUACUAUGUACAUGCUUAAUGUCGACACACUGGUGCAUUUUAAGCUGGAAGGAAGCAUCAAUUAUUCGUCACGCUAUGCGAGAACAUUAUUCACAAAUGAAAUGGUUCCGGUGGCUUUAUAUUUAUUUUUCUCGUUAUAUGUUUAUAAAUUCUUUACGUGAGGUUAAUUUAUCAGAUGUUGAACUUGAAAUGCAAAUUCAUGAAAACUAAAAGUUAAAGAACAAAAACAAAAAAAAAAGAAUGAGUUGAGCUUUAAAACAAAAUAUAUAUAUUUUAUUUCUUUUUAAUCCUGUGUUGUUGCCAUCGUUUACAAUUUAAUUUAAUUUAUUUCUCAAAUGUUUUAUUAGAUAAAUAAAUAU
Messenger RNA from Episyrphus balteatus (marmalade hoverfly), 1424 nucleotides. It is a transcript of the gene PIG-L, whose product is annotated as N-acetylglucosaminyl-phosphatidylinositol de-N-acetylase. Gene Ontology annotation, biological process: GPI anchor biosynthetic process. The transcript has 5 exons. Gene Ontology annotation, molecular function: N-acetylglucosaminylphosphatidylinositol deacetylase activity. Gene Ontology annotation, cellular component: endoplasmic reticulum. Lineage: Eukaryota; Metazoa; Arthropoda; Insecta; Diptera; Syrphidae. The record is from RefSeq and is a predicted model, not a curated record. Bases 310 to 1275 code for a protein of 321 amino acids.